UAGAGAGGAGUUUGUGCUUCGGGGAGCUAGUGCAGCUGAAGACAUGGCGAAAGACAUGGCGUCGCGGAAAGCUGUUUGCGUCCUCGUUCGCGAUCCCGCCAGCAAGGGGCAGGUCAACGGCGUCAUUUACUUUGAGCAAAAUGAUGGACAUGUACUUGUUAAAGGAAGGAUUGAAGGAUUGACUCCAGGAAAACAUGGUUUCCAUGUCCAUGAAUUUGGGGAUAAUACAACUGGAUGUACCAGUGCAGGUCCUCACUUCAAUCCUGAGGGGAAAACUCAUGGUGGGCCACAGGAUAAAGAAAGGCAUGUUGGUGACCUUGGAAAUGUGACUGCAGAUGAGUCAGGUGUUGCAGAUGUGUCAAUAAAGGACCAGUGUAUUUCUCUCUCAGGGCCACACUCAGUUAUUGGACGUACUAUGGUGGUUCAUGAGAAAGAGGAUGAUUUGGGUAAAGGAGGAGAUGAUGAGAGCUUGAAAACUGGAAAUGCUGGUCCUCGUCUAGCUUGCGGAGUGAUUGGACUAGCUAAGGCAUAGAGUACUUCCAAGAGUGACAAUGAAUAGAAACAGCAUUAUAGUAUGUGGAAUAUAAGUGUGUCUAUCGAAUUACUGAGCUUUGUUAUGGUUAAAAAAAAUCUUAUGGCUUUGUUAAAUGGAAUUUAAGCUGGCAAGUCUUAUUUUGUUUAUCUGUUAUUAAAGUGUCUGUAAAACACAAA
This is a messenger RNA of Candoia aspera, 711 nucleotides long. It is a transcript of the gene SOD1, whose product is annotated as superoxide dismutase 1. Lineage: Eukaryota; Metazoa; Chordata; Lepidosauria; Squamata; Candoiidae. The transcript has 5 exons. The record is from RefSeq and is a predicted model, not a curated record. Gene Ontology annotation, cellular component: cytosol; mitochondrion; nucleus. Gene Ontology annotation, biological process: superoxide metabolic process. Bases 44 to 532 code for a protein of 162 amino acids. Gene Ontology annotation, molecular function: copper ion binding.